Messenger RNA from Rhagoletis zephyria (snowberry fruit fly), 1541 nucleotides. RefSeq names its product cytoplasmic dynein 1 intermediate chain-like. The record is from RefSeq and is a predicted model, not a curated record. Lineage: Eukaryota; Metazoa; Arthropoda; Insecta; Diptera; Tephritidae. Gene Ontology annotation, biological process: microtubule-based movement. Gene Ontology annotation, cellular component: cytoplasmic dynein complex.
UUGUGAGUAAUUUUUCAGACGGAGAAAGCCUGCGAACUGUUUUGUAAAAAAUAAUUUAUGUACUUAAGGAAUUGUAUUUUUAAUAAAAAUUCAACAAAAGUGUUGCGCAAAGCAGGCCAAAACGAGUAAAUAAAAUCCGUUGCAGUUAAUACAAAAACAUCAAAACAACCAACUUCAGCAUGGAUCGCAAAGCUGAGCUGGAACGUAAGAAAGCCAAGUUGGCAGCGCUUCGCGAGGAAAAAGAUCGGCGUAGGCGUGAAAAGGAAAUGAAAGAUAUGGAGGAGGCUGCUGGACGUAUAGGUGGAGGCGUUGGCAUCGACAAAGAUCAGAGGAAAGAUUUGGAUGAGAUGUUAUCUUCGCUGGGUGUUGCGCCCGUGUCAGAGGUAUUAUCUUCCUUGUCUUCUGUAAACUCGCUGACAUCGGACAACUCCAAUACUCAAACACCAGAUGCAAGCUUACAAGCGAAUAUGAAUGGCGUUGGUGGUCCCAAAAAGCAGCCCUUAAACUUGAGCGUGUAUAACGUACAGGCAACCAACAUUCCACCGAAAGAAACGCUAGUCUACUCAAAGCAAACACAAACGACUAGCAGCGGUGGACACGAACGUGAUGUUCUUUCUUGCCACUCCUCACCUCUAUCAGGAUACAUGGAGGAUUGGUGGAGACCACGCAAAGCUCAUGCCACGGAUUAUUAUGACGAAUACAAUCUAAAUCCGGGUUUAGAGUGGGAGGAUGAGUUCACAGGUAGGUAACAUCUGCUCCAAUAUUUUAUGACAGUAGCGGAAUCGACAUGAAGCAAAAUAGGAACGUAAAAAAAUUAUCUACAAAAGUAAAAAAGUAUAAUUCUUUCCUUUUAACUCUAUUCCAACAAAAUACGGUUUUAUAUACAUAAAACAAAUAAUGCCUUGGAUUUGUAGUUGUCCGUUUUCGCGAAAUUUCGUAUAAAGUUUAAGGUGGCUGAAUUGCAACAAAAAAAAAACGAAAGGCUUACCAUAUACUAUUAUGCUAACUGCUUUUAAGAAAUAUUUGUAAAAAUGUGUAAUCCUUGAUCUGUAUGUAACCUUUAUGUCCUGACCCAAAACAAUCCUAGACCAUCUUUUCUACCUUCACAUAAGCUGCAUUCUGUAUAUGUAUGUAUCUGUCAUUUACCUACAACAAAUAAACCCUGUGUUCAGAAAUGCAUCAAGCCAAAGCAUCAGUAUCUUUUAUUAUUAAACUUUAAUUGAUGAAAAUGUCCAAUAUACGCAACCACGGUUAAAUGCCGAAUUCAAAUUUAAUUGCGCAAAUAUGGCAUUUCCAUCAUUUCAGUUUCGAAACAAAAUACACUGAUGGUUCGGCUUGAUGCAUUUCUGAACACAGCCAUAUUCUCUCAUUAUUAUUAAUAAAUAAUAUUCAUGCAGCGCAUAUCUACAUAUUAACAUUUGUAUUUACGAAUUAACAAAAAAAAAACACGGUAAAUAAAACACAUGACGGGAGUAAAGCAGGAGAGCUUAGGAAAUUACUUUGAAGGAAUGGAGAGUUGAUGAAAAGGAAAAUGAACGUUU